UACAAGACUGUAAUUCUAGAAAAAAACAGUUAUUGCUUUCGGCAAUACCUGUUCCAGAUAAGGUGUCAAAUCACAAGAUUAAAGAAGUUUUUCAUACAACUACAGGUUUUAUCAAACUUAAUCUACAGGAAAAGUAAAUCUUGACGCUACAUUCUUUUAUAUAUUAUCUCUCUCUCUCAUACAGUUUCUAUCUCAUAUUAUCAUAUCAACAGCAAUAUGUUUCAAAGUAUGUUUGACGUAAAAAAUAUGGACGGAAUAAUGGACAAUAAUAUUUCAUCAUCAAAACAAAGCUUUUUAUAUAAUAAGAAUGCAUUAAAUUUGAAGUCAUCACUUUCCGAAACAUUUCCUUUUCGAGGUUUCCCUGAGAACGAAAUUUCAACAAUUCACAGUCAUGUAAAAAACGUAAACCACUUGUACAAAACCAUAGAAUGCGAUUUUCCUCGUUCAGAAAUUGUAGCUGAUGUCAGUCCAAAUUCUGCAUCAUAUAUUAAUCGGCAGGCUGAUUCGUUGAAACAUCAAUUAAGUAAUAAUCCAAAGAAUUGGCUGAACAGAAAUAAUAAAUAUCAGAUGUCGUUUUACCAACAAUAUCUGCUCAAUAAGAAGUACAAUAUACCUACUAGAAUUAGUACCACUAAUGAACCAGAUCUUUGGUAUUCAUCAUCUCAGACGAUAUAUCAGGAUACAUGCUCUAUAAAGACAUAUAAAGAUAGUGAGAUAAUAACGAAUUUGUGGCAAGAUAAAAUUCCACGACACUUUAAUAAUGUUAACUACGAAUAUAAAAAAAGUGAAAAUGAUGUUUUCGAUAAAGAUAAAAAAUUUGGCGUUUCGCAAAUGAUAAUGGAUAUUGGCCAAAAUGCAACAAUUAAAGAUAAUAUAGAUAUGUGUUGGGACGAAGACCAGAACAUUGUCGUAGAUACGGACGAUCUUUUGGCGACAGUGCGCGAUAGACUUAAAACAAGUUUAAAGAAUUUUUUAAAACGAGCGCAAGAAGGAACGUUUAUUGAAUUGUCGACUUUCCCAUGCACCAGAUCGCAUCCACAGUCGAACUCCUUAAAUUUGUUAUGUUUUAUGUCAAAAGAUCAAAAACCUGGAAUGCCACGCAAAGUUUCAGAACAAAAUUUUAUAUCUAGUAUUUCAAAUAGUAACAGCAACAGCUGUUUAUUUUUAAAUCAGCAAAAUGCGGAGAUUAAUUUAAAAAAGAAUCAAAGAGGAUCGGUCAAAAAAACGGAACAAAAGGCAUUUAAUGGAUUGCAAAUCAAAUGUAAUACUCAGGAAAUCAAUAAAGUAACUGAAUCGCAAUUACUGCAAAAUAAUCUAGAUUACAUUACGGAAAAGAAAGUGAUUACACUUGAAUGCAGAGAAAAUGAUUCAGAAGAAUCAAUGCACGGAUGCAAAAUAGUAGAAUCAAAAUCGAACGAUAUAAAUCCAGAAAACAAUUUUCAAGCUCAUUCAAUGUCUCAACUAGCUGCGUACAAAAAACAUUAUUACGACACCUUAUUGAGUGUUCAGAGAGCUAAAGUCGCAGUCACAAAUUCUUUAGCAUCUUCCUCGGAUCAUUUAAUGAGUUACGAUGAUCCGUAUUACUCGAAUUAUAUAGAUCAGCAACACCUGUUUCAUCAACAGCGUCAUUUCAUGACGAGACCGCAAUUUUUAACAUAUCCGGUUGAGUUAUCCGGAAUAUCAAACGUGCAUGGUAAUCAAUACAGUUGGGCGAAAUCAGUCUAUAAAUAUUUAUUACUGAAGCAAUUAAGACUCCAACAGCAGGUAAGAAGAUGUAAAAACAUAAGUAAGAUUAUUCCAGAACACGUGUUUACUCACCGUAUAUCGUUUCAGACUUCGCCCCUGUAUGCCCGAAAUCAAGAUGGUCGGAUUCAUCGUUACAUCGGAUCUGUGUAUCCCUAUUCCUUUACGUCAAACGAAAGUGCUCAAGCGAAGCACUUCAUACGCCGUAAGAGUUUGGAAGACAUAGUCGGAAAAUUGAAGGAGAUUGAACGCAACAACAUUAACAAUUGAGCGAUUUUUCUCCUGCAUUGAAGUGAGAAACUCUAUUGAGCGGCACUUAUAUAAAGUUGCACGCACAAAUGGUACAAUCUUAUAAUUUCUGUUCAUUCCUGUGUAUGGCAGCUCUAAAUAUCAAGAUAAAGAACUAGUUAAUACUAAUAAUAUCAGUAAGAAUGUUAAAAAACUCACAUAAUCAUAGAUUGAGAAAAUAUUAAGAUAAAUAUAGUACAUAUAUAAGCUCGACAUAGAUUUUUUUACCGCUCUCGUAAAUGUUCAUAUUUUUCUUUAUAUUUGCUUUGUUUUUGUAUUGAAAAUAAUUGUUACGUGUUAUUAUGUAUUAAUUAUAAAAAGAUUAUCGUAUAUAAUGAUUUAUAUGUACACAUCUCUCGUUGGAUAUCUUGAUUCCUUAUAAGACGUAAAUCUUAUAGGGGUCUUAUAAGGUUCAAUCGCGCAACGAUUUUGAUAAUUCUGUUUAUAUUUUAAAUGAUUGCGUGACAUAAUGGUUUUUCAGUGGUAUACGCAGAAUAUAAUGUUAUAUUUUUAGAUGCGAAUCACCAAUUGAACUGUAUUUAACGCACUUAUUAAUGAAUGGACAUUAUAUUCUGUUUGAGUAACAUUACACAAAAUUCACUCUGACUAGAUGAUUUGUGAUAUAUUCUUAAAUAACGUACACAGUCACACGCACAACUCCGCACAAUCAAUAAUGUAUACAAUACUCGUUUUCGAGUUACUCCUAGAUGUACAAAAUGACGUUUAAAAGAAUACGUGACAACGCUAACUUAGAUGUUACGUGACUCAUCGAUCAUUUAUUGUCCAGAUCAUUCGCUAUCAGCGCGACAAAAUCACCAAGAUGCUUCGCAUAAUAUCUGCGUUAUUCUUGGUAAUCUGUCAAGCCAUAUUCAUCCAUAUUCAUUCAUAUUCAUUCUCAGACCUCUGUUCAAGACAUUCAAUUCACGAUUCGCCUACAAUUAAUGUGUCGCUACAGUUUGAUGUUCAUUCUAAAUAUUGGCAGCAUCACAUUAUGCACUCACAUGUAACUGAAUAUAUAAAUACAAUGACGCUAUCAGUAUCCGCGCGAAUAUAUCUAUAUAAAUAUUUUAGAACACAUUCGACAUAUUUAAAUAAGAUGAAUAUUCUUACUUGAAAUAUAUAACGCGUUAUGUCUAUUAUUUAGUGAGAAAUUAGGCCAAUUAAAUUAUCCUGCUAAAAGAAUUAAAACGAAAAUUGUCAAAAAUUUAGAAUGUAAAAUUAAAGUUCUAAUAUUUGAAAUCGUGAAGAAAUAUAAUUUUCAAAUAAUUAAGAAGUUUAUUUUAUACAAUGAUUUUCUGUCGAUUCCUUUUAACUCGCCUGAUUUUUGAAGGAUAUCAUGUACAGACUUGGAUUGUCAUACUAUCACUAUAGGUCAUUAUCGAUCGAACCUAGUAUAUAAAAAGAAUCUGCGCUAUUAAUCAUAAUUGAAAUUUAUUGCCUGAAUGAUAAGUUAUUCAAAUUCACUUCAAAGAAAAUAGUGCUUUAUGUAUCACAAACAUGCUGUUACUGAUACUUUAUUAAUUUGCUUCGUUGAAACAAAUAAUUAUCGCAAAUAUUGAAAUUAAAUGACACUUUAAUUUUUAUUAUGUAUAUAUACAUAUAUAUAUAUAUAUAUAUAUAUAUAUAUAUAUAUAGAGCAAUAAUGAUGACUUCAAGAUAGCUAGUCCUUUAUUGAUACUUUAUUUAACAACAAAUUAAGUUUUCUUGAUCAUUUUUGAAAGAUUUUAAAAUUAACAUUUAAAUUAUUUUAUAAAUAACGAUAUAAGACACAAAAUAAAAUAAUUCCGUAAUUGAAGAAUUGUAGAUUGAGAAGAAAUCGUAAAUUUAAUUUCUUUAGUAAUUGAAUUGUAAUUGGAAGUUAUUUUAUUUAUGAAAUAUUAAUUGAAAGUAGCAUUGUAUGUGUGCGUGUGUGUCAAAAAGCAUAAAAAUCUUAUAAAAUAUAAAUUUAUUUUUGAAUAUAUGUAUUAUAAUAUAACAUUUAUAUGAAUAUAUUUAUUAAAAAAUUAGAAUUUCGAAUUAAAUAAUCGCGCAUAUUUGUGCUAUAAUUUAACAUAUUUUGCACAUGUCGCUAAUCCACUUGAAUUUAGAAUAUUAAUUAACGAACAUGAUAAAACACGAAUGAUAAAUUAAAAUGUUAUAUAAUGCAAAAUGUAACGAGAAUAAGUAAUGAAAAAUAUUUCUUUGAUGUAUAAACAAAGUUUAUGCCGGUCUUAUAUCUGAUGACAUUACACUGCUAUAUGUGCCGAAUUCAAAUUUAAAUAUGACAAAUUAUAACAGAUUCUAAAAUUAGAAUUUCUUUGAUAUAAAGUCACUAAGAGAAAGAAUGGAUUCAAUCGAUAUAUACUAUGUUCAAAGAGCGUUUUCUAUAUUUCUUCUGGCAGUGUCUGUACAUUUUUUUAACUCAAAAAUAAUUGCCUUAUAAUGCCAAGUGACAUUUUAAUUUAUUCGAUUAGUUACUCUAAAAUGACAUUAUUAAAUUUGAGAUAUAUUCACACUUUCAAAUGUAUUCCAGCAUAUUGAUAAUGGGCCACGGAAAAAUUACUCAUUAUUUCUUAUUGUGCCUAACAAAACAUGAGUUAUGACAUUCUCGAUAUUUGCCACAACGAAGCUGCUGUAUUACAUGCUAUUUUUCUUUAUAAAUCUAUAUGAACACGCAUUUCUCUUACACUAUUAAUUGAUUUAAGGUCGACGCAUCAAAAUUUAAUUAAUGUGUGAUUUAUGUGCCUGUUUGCUAUGUUUAUGUUUACAUUCGUAGUAUUGUAUCAAAAGACAAAAUAGCUGUUUUAGUAGUGGCCCUAAUAAAGACUAAACUUAACUAAUAUGUUUGUGUUUAUUCAAUCGCAUGAUAGAUCGUGAUAAAUCGAAUAAAAGAGAAACGAGGUAUCAGAGAGAAAUUCGCUUUAAGAAUAUUACAUAUUAAAAGAGAUUCAAUAGCACGAGCAAUCAAGAAACAAGCACUCAAUAGUUUUUCUAGGAUGAAUUGUACUUCUAAUACGAUAUGUAUGUACUAAAAAAUACCUUGCUCUUUAAAUUUAUGGAUUAUUAAGAGAUAGUUGUACAAAAAAAUGACUAGAGUUGACACUAGAGUUUCUUAUUAAAGCGGAAAAAUAACACAAUACAUAAUACUGCUCGUCUAGUAACUUUAAAGCUAUGUAAAAUGUCUAGAAAUAGUACGUAUAUUUCUUUAUAGGAACAGGGACGGACCAUUCUUUUUUAAAAUUUGAUUAACUGUAGCAAAACCUAUAUUUUCUGCAUUAUAUAAAAAAAGAUAAAAAUUACGAUUAUGUGUUUUAGGUAUCUAAUUAUCUAAUUUGUUAAAAUUUAAUGAAAAAUGUAAUCACCUAUCUAUCAAUUAUUGUUUUUCAAAAUUAAUAUUAUUUAAUUUGAGAAUAUUAUACAGAAUCAUUUGCUUCAAGUAAAAUCAAUUAAGCAUAAUCAUUUUUUAAGUCCGUCCUUGUGCAAGAAUGAUACUAUUGUAAUAUAAUGAACACACUCCAGAAUUUACAAGCCAAUUGAAAUAAUAUAACAAAUAAUCAUUCCAAGCAUACUAUUCCAUUCAUAGAGGAAGAAAUAAUAAAUGCCAAACCAAUCCUGCAGGGCAAACAAUAUUGAAAGAGUUAUAUAAUGUUAUGUAUUAUUUGAAAAUUUUCAGAACAUAAACCUAUUAUAUGCAAAUUCUUUUUAAUAUGUUAC
Molecule: messenger RNA, 5724 nt
Organism: Cataglyphis hispanica
Lineage: Eukaryota; Metazoa; Arthropoda; Insecta; Hymenoptera; Formicidae
Exons: 7
Coding region: 217-2013 (598 amino acids)
Source: RefSeq, a predicted model, not a curated record